Molecule: messenger RNA, 3520 nt
Organism: Scleropages formosus (Asian bonytongue)
Lineage: Eukaryota; Metazoa; Chordata; Actinopteri; Osteoglossiformes; Osteoglossidae
Product: transcription factor MafK-like
Exons: 3
Coding region: 2607-3077 (156 amino acids)
Biological process (GO): regulation of transcription by RNA polymerase II
Cellular component (GO): nucleus
Molecular function (GO): DNA-binding transcription factor activity, RNA polymerase II-specific; RNA polymerase II cis-regulatory region sequence-specific DNA binding
Source: RefSeq, a predicted model, not a curated record
GCUCCAGUUCACCGUGACCCUGCUCAGGACAGGCGGUUUUGGACGGUUUGUGUAUUGUGUCUGAUAUGUUUUAAAUACUUUAUUAAAGGUUAAUAAAGUUCGGGAAAAAUAAAAUUUAAAAAAAUUCCCUGCUCUUUCCCACCUCACUGAAAUGGAGGAAUCUGUGACAUACAUCCAUGUCUGCAAGACUAGGCCUGUAAGCUGAAGGUGUGACCCAAGUGAGCUUUUGACAUGUCUAAAAUCUGUUGUAAUUUUCACACUAUUAUUGAUAUAUACAUUCACAGAAGAAAGCAAUCGAAAGUCUUUGCUACCCAUGUCUGUUGAAUUGAAUUGAAGAGCUCUAAAGUUACCCCCCCCAAACAGCACAAACGAAGAAAACUUUGAUUCGUUAGUGCUAUAAUUCUGCCAUAAAAAUUUGAAUUUGUGCCAUUGCAGUUUUUGAGAUAUUAAUAUUUGUUUCGGAAGUGACAUCACUCCCCUACAAUGCCGCAGGAAGUCGAAUUUAGGCUCAUUCGUUUGUGCUGUUGAAACCGGGGUUCUGUCUCCUUUGGUUCUGGAGAUAGACGUGGUUGUAUACUUGGCACGUGACCUCACUCCAGCCCCCCUACAAUACCGGAGAAACUCGAAUUCGGAUUCAUUUGUUAGUGCUACAUUUGUGUCGUUUAAAUCUCUUUCUUUUUUUAAAUAUAAACGAAUGAGCCCCAGUUCGAGCAUCUGCGACAUUGUCAUGGGACUGGUGACAUCACGUCCCAUGUAAGCAAGCUCCAUGAUCUCCAAAAGUAACAGAGAUAGAACCGUGGUUUGAACAGCAUAAAUCAGCACAAAUGUAGCACUAACUGAUCAUAAGGUUUUUUCUUCAUUUGUGCCGUUUGUAAGGGGGGGCAACUUCACAGAGCUGAAUUGAAGAUUUUAUUGUCAUUGUCCUGCUGUGCAAUACAACAAAAUUAUAGUCUGUUGUAUAAAAAGGAAAACUGCAGCUGAACUGGCUUUGAACCAAAAACACUACACUUCUGAAAGAGACGUUCAGUCAUCCCAUAGAAGACAUUGCACAGUCCUUAACGGAGAUCUGAAACCCUUCCUACUAGUUUAAAAGGUGUGGCACAACCUCUAAACUGAUGUACUGGUAAAUAUUCAAUAUAGGAACUGCCCAUGGAGGAAUUUUUUUUUUUUUUUUCCCCCCACUCUAAUAACUGGAGUCUGAGUCAAGUGAAUGUUUACAAAAUGGAGUGCCUGUAGAAGUAUUCACCCACCCUUGGACUUUUUAACAUUUUCUUGUGUUACCACAUUGAUGUAUUUAAGUUAAAAAAAGACUUCUUCAACAUAAAGUACUAUAUUACAUGGAAGUGAGAAAAAAAAAUCCAUAUGUUUUACUAAAAAUUUCUUCUUAGUUUUUCUUGCUUUUUUUCUUAAUUUCUAAUGAAGAAAUAGUUGGCGAGGGCUAUGAAUAUGUUAUAUGCAGUGUAUAUGACUGGACAGUACUGUAGGGUGUUUAAUCUGUCUUUUGAGGCUUCAGUAAAAGAAGAUGGUCUAGGAAUUGCCUUCAAACUACUCAAACCUGACCUGAAAAUAAAUGUGUGGGAUUAAAUAAGUCAGCAGCAGAGAUUAAUGUAGAAAGCCAUACCCUGUGACAAUAUCAGUCUGAAGUUGGUUGGCCUGCGCGUUCCAGAAUUAUAUGAGCUGAAACCACACCGUGCCCCUUUUUGCAGUAACCGUGGGAAAUGAUGGUCCCACCUCCUGUAGUAUUACUUUUCCUACUGUCUCAUACUGUUUAGCUGGUGGCCGGAAACCUUGCUAAAUAUAACCUGAGGGAAGUUAAAUCUGGAGCAGUUAAGGGCUCCAGGAAUGCUGUUCAUAUCUGGAUCCCCUAAGGCUGGUGUGAAAAUGACAGUACCACAGUGACUGUGGUUGCAUCAGGGUUAUUUACUCUUUUUCAGUUCUCUGCAUGACUCUGCCCUUCCCAUAUCAAAGUUAUGUUCAGCUCAGGCUGCAACGACUUGUGAAUUCCUUGCAUUACCCCCCCUUCCCACCCACGCUGUUUUUCAUCUCAGUGUUAUGGAACAAAUUACAUUCAUGUGUUUUCAUUUACCUCUCUAGUUUGUUCCAGAAUUUAGUUAGACUGAGAUUAAUGCUCUUGCAGUUUUAUAACUUCUGGCAGUCUUUGCAUUUUGUGUGUGUGUUUUUUUAAGCAGUAUCGUAUAGAGAAAUGUGCAGUGCAUAAACGGACAAAUGUUAAAUGAACAAAUAAGGUAUUAACUGAUGUGACUGAUACAAAGAUUACUGUCUCGUCUCAAUGUGUAGGAGAUGUCACGUUCCCCAUGUGAUGAGGAACAUACAUUCUGUAUGUUUCCUGAGUUAAUGCUCGCAAUCUGUCCCAUAACCAUUGUUCUCUCUCUUUACCCUUGCUGCGUGUGCUGCGAGUAAUCUUGGGCCCGUCGCUCUGCUGAUCAUCACUAAUCAUGAAGCUGUUAUCAUGGGCACACUGGGGUUACGGUCGAGGCCUUGUUUGGCUUCUCUUCUGACUGGAGUCAAGAGUUUUCUCUGGGCUGCUGGUCUACUAUCAGCUGCACAUUUCGGAGGAAAUCCAUCCAGGUGAAUGCAUACAGGGCAUGCCGACUAAUAUCAAUCAAAGCAAAACUUUGAAGGUGAAGAAGGAGGUGGGGGAGAAUGUGCCAGCCCUCAGUGAUGAUGAGCUUGUGUCCAUGUCGGUGCGGGAGCUGAACCAGCAUCUGCGUGGUCUCACUAAGGAGGAUGUGGUGCGGCUGAAGCAGCGGCGACGCACGCUUAAGAACCGAGGCUAUGCCGCCAGCUGCCGCAUCAAGCGCGUCACACAGAAGGAGGAGCUGGAGCGCCAAAAGGCAGCACUCCAGCGGGAGGUGGACAAACUGGCGUGCGAGAAUGCCAGCAUGAAGAUGGAGCUGGAGGCGCUGCGCUCCAAGUAUGAGGCCCUGCAGUGUUUUGCCCGGACAGUUGCGCACGGUCCCCCAGCACCAGGCAAGGCGGGCAGCACCAGUGUCAUCACCAUUGUCAAGACAGCUGGCCAAGGCCCGGGACUGGCCCACUGCUCUGCCCCUUCCUAGGGUCUGAUAAGGUCCUCUUUACCAUUGUACCUCCUGUCUCCUGUGCUGAACUGUUUCUCAUUGGUGUGCGUGGGGCUGUGGACGGACUUUGUUUUCAUUGCUUACUCUUUCUGACCCUUUAUUUCUACCUGACACUUGACAGCGAAGUCCUCACUGAAGCCUUUACUAUGUGUACAUGCUAAAAAUGCAGUGCCUGUUCAUAGCCACACAUGGUCAGAAGAGGAACGAUAUAUCUUCAGCAUUUACUCACCUGGCCUGUGUGUCAUUUCACAAUUAGUCAUUGAAGAAUAUAAAAAGACCGUCGACAAGGAAUCAAUAUCAAUAGAAGAACAAGUCUAUGUCCUUGUGACUAAUUGGUUUAUUCAACACAUGUCAUUUGUGAGUAGCAUUUUGAAAAAGUAAAAAGAGCUUUGUAAGAACAUUGCUUUUAAAUAAUAAAGUAG